This is a messenger RNA of Meloidogyne enterolobii, 1248 nucleotides long. The record is from the annotation of a GenBank genome assembly. NCBI's taxonomy places the organism in Eukaryota, Metazoa, Nematoda, Chromadorea, Rhabditida, Meloidogynidae.
AUGACUGAAAAUAUUGCUGUGACCAAAUUUAGAGAAUUUUUAAGAAUAAAUACAGAACAACCAAAUCCUGAUUAUUAUGGCUGUAGAGACUUUUUAUUUAAUUAUGCAAAAGAAUUGGGAAUUACCCCUUGGGGGUAUGAGUGUGUGGACAAAAAGCCUUUUGUUGGAAUGACUUUGUUUGGCACUAGACCCGAAUUACCUUCAAUUUUGUUGUAUUGCCACACAGAUGUUGUCCCCACUUUUGGGGAGUUUUGGACAUACCCUCCCUACGAGGCUUUUAAAGAUGAGAAGGGAAAUAUUUUUGCGCGGGGGGCACAGGUAGACCUUUAUUAUUUUCUUAAAAAAAAUUUUUUUGAGGACAUGAAAUGCGUUGGUAUUCAAUAUAUUGAAGCUUUACGCGCUCUAAAGGCUUCAAAUGAGAAUAAGCCUUUUGUCAGGACCAUUCACAUACUGUGGGGACCAGAUGAAGAAAUCGGUGGUCAUGAUGGCAUGGAAAAAUUCGUGGAGACUGAUUGCUUUAAGCAAUUGAAUGUUGGAUUUGUUUUGGAUGAAGGACUUGCAAGUGAAAAUGAUGUUUAUCGUUUAUUUUAUGCAGAACGUUGUGUUUGGUGGUUUAAAAUAAUAUGUCCUGGAUCGCCUGGACACGGUUCUCGAUUUAUUGAAAAUUCUGCUGGGCCAAAAUUGACUUCAAUUCUUCAAUCUGUUAAUGCUUUUCGUGAACAACAAAGAAAAAAGUUGGAAGAAAAUUCUGAUAAAUUAAAUUUGGGCGAUGUGACGAGUAUUAAUUUGAGUAAAGUUGAGGGAGGUGUUCAAACAAAUGUUAUUCCUUCUGAAUUCGUUGCAUAUUUUGACAUGCGCAUUACACCAACCGACGACUUUAAUACAAUAGAAGAAAUGAUUAAAAAUUGGUGUAAAAAUGCAGGGAAGGGAGUUACUUAUGAAUUUUUACAAAAAGGUUUAUGCCGCAAACUAACGCCUACGGACACUUCCGAUCCUUGGUGGAAUGCUUUGACUAGUGUUUUUAAAGAAGAAAAUUGUAAAUUCCAAAAGGAAAUAUUUAUUGGCGGAACAGACGCCAGAUAUUGCCGAGGGGCUGGAAUUCCCGCUAUUGGCUUUUCUCCAAUGAUUAAUACACCUAUACUUUUACAUGAUCACAAUGAAUAUUUGAACGAAAAUGUGUUUUUGGAGGGUGUUCGUUUAUAUACAAAAAUAAUUCCGAGAUUGGCUAAUUUGGAAGAAUUUAAAUGA